ACACCAUGUCUUAACACGAUGGUCAAGCACUGGCAGUCCACGUUUACCAGUCAGAAGUCUUCAUUGUUGUGCCGUCCCUCAGGCAUGUCGUUUACGUAGGAUUCACUAUUUGGACAUUCCCCACCACCUACUAUCUGCGGGAACUUCAUGUUUCUUUGUAAGUAAAGGCGAUGUUUGUAUUAGACAAAGGAUUGCAACGUACUGACUAAGGAUUGAGUAAUGCAAUAUGACACGCCUUACACUUUGACAUUUGAUGGGGGCACAGCCUCCUCCCAAAGACAAUAAUUUGUUUUAAUUCAAACAUCUUUGCCUCUCAUUUAAAUGGCGUUCAAGAUACUAAAUUUUUUUUUUUGUAUUUCCAAAACAAGAAAUGUACUUUUUUUCAAAGACAAUUGUUUUGCUUUAUUUUCCAAGAAUAAUAAAAAUGUAUUUGUAUUUCCAAGAAAGUAAUUUAUAUUUAUUUUUGAAAGAUAUUAUUUAGUAAAGUAAACUUAUGAUAAAUCAAAUUGGAGCACAAAUAUGUUCAAAUUAAGAGUCGUAGAUGUUUUUGUCAACAUUAUAAAGGUACUGAAUUCGUCCACAGACUUGUUUAAAAUCUAUUAGAACAUCGGCUCUCAAACUUCCUAAUGCCGCAACCUCAUGUUUUGUUGACCUCAAACAAUAACAAUUUUUUCGUUGCUACUUGAUAAAUAAGUUUUCCAAUGGUCUCUGGUGACCCCGGUGUAAGGGUCAUGAUACCCCCAAAGGAGUCGCUACCCACAGGCUGAGAACCGCAAUAAUAAUAGAAACGUUUUACACAUUUAAACAUAAUAUUUUUUUAUGCUUUAGAUAUUGUGUUCUUUGUAAAUUACACAUUGUUGCAACCUGACUACCAUACAACAGUAUUUACACGUAUACAAACUGAAACAUGCUUAGGCUGCUUACACAACUCUUUCAAGGUGCAAUUUUCAUGAGAGCUAUUUAACGGUGCAAAGACGUUUUAAAUUAAAUAAAGCCAUCGUCAAAACUAAAAAGGGACAUUUUUGAGACAAUGCGCAAGGGGCAUAAAGGAUUACCAAAAGCUGCACCCUGCUGAGUUAUUGUAUAUCCUGACUAUAUAAUAUUCUUGUACACAAUGACUAUAUAAUGUUCUUGUACAUUCUGACUAUAUAUUUUUUUGCACACCCUGACUAUAUAAUGUUCUUGUACACCCGAAAUAUAAAAUGUUAUUGUACACCCAGACAAUAACAUUUUCUUGUAAACCCGGACAAUAAAAUGUUCCUUUGCAAACAGACUAUAUAAUGUUCUGGUUAACCAAGACUAUAUAAUGUUCUGGUUAAAAAGACUAUAUAAUAUUCUGGUUAACCAAGACUAUAUAAUGUUCUUGUACACCCGAAAUAUAAAAUGUUAUUGUACUCCCGGACAAUAACAUUUUCUUGUAAACCCGGACAAUAAAAUGUUCCUUUGCAAACAGACUAUAUAAUGUUCUGUUUAACCAAGACUCUAUACUGUUCUUGUACAUCCAGACAAUAUAACGUUCUUUUACACCCGGACUAUAAAAUGUUCUUGUAUUGUUUUAACUGACUUCAGUAACAAAUAGCAUUUAAUGCUACCACUAUUAUUUGUGUAAAAGUGUUUCCUUCUAUCAAAAGGUUGCAAGCAGACAUAAGAAUGUUUCCUGUCAUAGCUUGACAUAGCCCGGUAAUUCUAUCAUUACAUUGUCCCGAAUACAGCAUCAACGGCACGCGUAUAUCGCACAGCUGUGAAAUGAAGUCAUCAUGCAAGAAUGAGAAGAGAAUGGUAAUCCCAGGCAAUGUGUACAAUCCAAUGACCUUGGCCCCACCUGCACAAGUAAACAAUGGAGGAAGCCCAAACACUCAAUUUCAGUCAGAAAUUGGUAAAACAAAUGUUAAUUUUGUUUUAAAUACUCCAACAACUUCGUGUUAUUAAAUGGGUAAAAAUUCUUCUCCACGCUAAUUUAUGGGUAUAACAUUAUUUUAAAGGCGAUGGGAGACGGGACAAACUUGUACCUAUUCAGUAGCUAGGGCCCGCCAUUAAAUGGCGUAGGCUAUGCGUGACAUUCCAAUUUACUUAAGUUAAUUGACAUGAGUUCGUACAUUUUAAUUUAUAAGAAUCAAAACUAGUGCCCAUACAACCCAACACAAUCUUGCCACUGCCGACAUUUUUCGGGCCCCUGCACAAAGUUAAAAGAUAAAUGUGACAAAUUCUUUUAAAUCAGCAAAAUCAUCAGAGUAAUUUCAUCAUAUUUAAAUUUUGGAAUCUUUUGGAUGUUAAAGGAAAUUUUAUUUUUCAUCGCUAUUUAACUCAACAUUACAAGAUCCUUUCUUUCAUAAACAGAGCAUUAUACUUAUUGUUUUUUUUAAAAUUAAUUUUCACACGAAUACAUGUGGCCUAGGCUAGUUUUGUAAUAAAUCUUGGUCUUGUUUUGUCUAACUUAGAUUGACUUUAGUAACCCUUAAAAGAACAAAAUAUGAAUUUGAAUUCCACUUGCAGGUUUCUCUCUUGAAAAGUUUGCAUGCAGAAAAUGAAAUACCAAAUAAACUUAAAUCGAGAAAUUUCCUUUAAAUGUGCAUGUAUGGACUCCUACGGUUUAUUAAUAUUUUUAAAAGUUGAAUACAAUGCCAUAUAAUUUUAAAUUUCUAUUCUGAAAGCUAUUUCUUUAAUAAUAAGCAUUAGUAGCACAUAAACUUUCUGUGAUCACACCAAACACAAUUCUUGAAAAAUAAUUAAUACGUUUUAACAAAUAUAUAACUUUUUAUUUAGUUUAUUUUUUAACUAAUGUUUUUAAAAAAAUAGUUAUUACUUUCACAAUUGAUGGGCCCCUUUUCAAAGAGCAUGACUCCCAAGACCCAAUCUAUCUGAAAAAAAAUGACGUUGCAAACUGAACCAAUGGGACGGUAAAGUUGGGGCUAACGAUGACUUAUACCAUAAUACCGAUGACUUCAAUGACAUGAGUUACGAUUUCGUUACAGAUGACGUGAUUUAUGAUAACACUGGAUUCGUAGGUCACGAAGACACAGAAAGGACAACGGAAGAAGAUACGGAACAAAUUAAAAUGAAAAAAAAGCAAAUGUUUGUCCAGCAAGCAAAUACAAUUAAAAAUAAAGUUAUUCUCGAUGUGAGGAUCAAAGCUUAUGUAACUCUAUAGAAGAUCUGAUAUCUGUUUCUUGAUUAUGAAAUAUUCUUGUUAGUUAUAAUAUUAUAAGUUUGGUGUUAAUAUUAUAAUAUUACAAAUAUAUCGGAAAGAAAGAUAUUUUUUAAAUAAUAAUUAUUAAAAUAGUUCACUUAAUUAAUUUCUUACCAUUUUUUAUACUUAAAGGAUAAAGUGUUUGCUAUUUCUUUCAAAUGACCAAAACUAAUUGCUCAUUGUUCAUCACCGAAGUUUUUAAAGGCCCGUAACACCCACAGAAAAUAC
Molecule: messenger RNA, 3415 nt
Organism: Lymnaea stagnalis (great pond snail)
Lineage: Eukaryota; Metazoa; Mollusca; Gastropoda; Lymnaeidae
Source: the annotation of a GenBank genome assembly